Sander lucioperca (pikeperch) is the source of this 3943-nucleotide messenger RNA. It is a transcript of the gene cry2, whose product is annotated as cryptochrome circadian regulator 2. Gene Ontology annotation, molecular function: FAD binding; DNA binding. Lineage: Eukaryota; Metazoa; Chordata; Actinopteri; Perciformes; Percidae. Bases 162 to 2303 code for a protein of 713 amino acids. The record is from RefSeq and is a predicted model, not a curated record. The transcript is spliced from 13 exons. Gene Ontology annotation, cellular component: nucleus; cytoplasm. Gene Ontology annotation, biological process: negative regulation of DNA-templated transcription; circadian regulation of gene expression; entrainment of circadian clock by photoperiod.
ACGCCCCCCACCCAGUGUUGAUUUUCGAUGACAGCUCACAGCAAGUGAAGUUUACUGGGAGCCUACAAAACGGGCACUGUUUUAGCCUUCCCUAGUAGAUUUUGGCUUCAUUUCGACCGAUCUCUCUGGAUUAUUCUUUAACAAUGGAAUAAGAAGUAAUCAUGGUGGUAAAUUCAGUGCACUGGUUUCGCAAAGGUCUGCGGUUGCACGAUAAUCCGGUGCUGCAGGAGGCCCUCAAUGGAGCGGACACCGUGCGCUGUGUUUAUAUCCUAGACCCGUGGUUCGCUGGCGCAGCCAACGUGGGAAUCAACCGAUGGAGGUUUCUGCUGGAGGCUCUGGAGGACCUGGACAGCAGUCUGAAGAAGCUCAAUUCCAGAUUGUUUGUAGUCAGAGGGCAGCCUACUGAUGUUUUACCAAGGCUUUUUAAGGAAUGGAAAGUGACCAGAUUGACAUUUGAAUAUGACCCAGAGCCUUAUGGGAAGGAGAGGGAUGGGGCCAUCAUCAAGAUGGCCCAAGAGUUUGGAGUGGAGACCAUUGUCAGAAACGCACACACCCUCUACAACCUGGAUAGGAUAAUAGAGGCGAACAACAACAGUCCUCCUCUGACCUUCAAGCGGUUUCAGACCAUUGUGAGCAGACUGGAAUUGCCCAGGAGACCUCUGCUUCCCAUCACCCAGCAGCAGAUGGAAAAUUGUCGCACUGAAAUAGCUGAUAACCAUGACCAGCUAUACAGUAUACCUUCACUGGAAGAACUAGGUUUCAGGACAGUAGGUUUGCCUCCAGCUGUGUGGCGGGGAGGAGAGACAGAGGCCUUGGACAGACUCAACAAACAUCUGGACAAAAAGGUGUGGGUGGCCAACUUUGAGCACCCUCGUGUCAACACGUGCUCUCUGUAUGCCAGUCCCACUGGCCUCAGCCCCUACCUGCGCUUUGGCUGUCUGUCCUGUAGGGUUUUGUACUACAACCUCAGAGAGCUCUACAUGAAGCUCCGUAAGCAUUGCAGUCCUCCUCUGUCCCUGUUCGGCCAGCUGUUAUGGAGGGAAUUCUUUUACACAGCUGCCACCAACAACCCAAACUUUGACCGCAUGGAGGGAAACCCCAUCUGUGUUCAGAUCCCGUGGGACCAGAACCCAGAGGCACUAGCCAAGUGGGCUGAGGGUCGGACUGGUUUUCCCUGGAUUGACGCCAUCAUGACCCAGCUGAGACAGGAGGGCUGGAUCCACCACCUUGCCCGGCAUGCCGUCGCCUGUUUCCUCACCAGGGGAGAUCUGUGGAUCAGCUGGGAGAGUGGCAUGAAGGUGUUUGAGGAGCUGCUGCUGGAUGCAGACUGGAGUGUAAAUGCUGGAAGCUGGAUGUGGUUGUCGUGCAGUGCCUUCUUCCAGCAGUUCUUCCACUGCUACUGUCCUGUUGGCUUUGGGAGGAGAACUGACCCAUCAGGAGACUACAUCAGGCGUUACAUCCCCAUCUUGAAGGACUAUCCAAACCGGUACAUUUAUGAGCCAUGGAACGCCCCAGAGUCGGUCCAGAAGGCAGCCAAAUGUGUGGUGGGAGUGGAUUACCCCAAACCUAUGAUCAACCACGCAGAGGGCAGCAGGCUCAACAUUGAGAGAAUGAAACAAGUUUACCAGCAACUCUCCCAUUACAGAGGACUCAGUUUACUAGCAUCGGUACCAACGAUCCAAGAGGAGGCAGAGCCACCAAUGACUGAUGAGUCCCGGACCAGCAGUGGCCCUGACUCUCCUCCCAAAGGUCCCGCUGACAGUGAAGCAGCUGACUGCUCUACAGCUCCUGAUUCAUCCACAGUCUGUGCAUUCUCCACCUAUUCCCCAUAUCCAGACCUGGAGGGGGCAACAAACAGUCACCCUUCCCAGACACCCUGCGCCUACUCAGUCUCACACACACAGCCCUCUGCAGCCAUAACAUCUGCAUCUGCCAGCCAAGCUCUGUCUACAGCAGCUCCUCCCUCCCCAGCCUCAACACCAACCCAGAGCAGUCUGUCAAGGUUCAAACCUUCCUCCCCUUCUUCUUCAUGUCCCACCAUGUCCCCAUCCCUCAGUCCAGCCAUGACCAUGACUCAGCACUCCUUUUCUGGGCAGAAGAGAAAAGGCCUUGUCAGCAAGGUGCGGUGUAUCCAGAGGCAGCGAGGGCGACAAAGCUGCACUCCAGCAGCCGGGGAGGUAGAGAGGAGAGCUGAGGAGGAGGAGAAGGAGAGGGAGGAGGCCGGAUUGGAGGAGAGGAUGGAGCAGGAUGUUGAGCAGGAUGAGGAGAGAAUGGAGGAAGAGACAGCAGGUCAUCAGCAGUGAUACAAGGUGGAAAUCAAGUGAACAAUCUUCAAACAUCCAUCCGAGACAACUGGAUUCAUAAAGACAUACAAGGAAAAGUGUUCUGGAUAUGUACGCAACAUAAAUAUAUAUGAGCAUGCAUACAACACAAGUGGAAGUGGUACAAAUGCAUUUUUACUCACAUUAACUUCAGCCAGAAAAAGAAAAUGAAGAUACUGUUUAGAAAAGCAUUGAAAUAAGCGUAGCUCCAUGAAAAUAAAUUACCCAUUUUAACAUUUAGAACCGAACCAGUCUAGAAUGACAGUAAAUUACUCAAAUAUCAUUUUUAUUUGAAAUUUAAGCAUUUUUUGAUGAGAAAUGAGUAAUCUUCUCUGGUACAUUUCCAUCGCUGACACACACGUAGCUAAUGAUGGGCAACAUAAUGCACUGCAACUCUCACACCAUGUCCACAUUGAACCCAUACAACAUAGUGUGGCGGUCAGCACGACACCCCUUUGCUUGUCCUUUUGCUUCUAUGAAUGUCACCUGCCUAAGCACACUGUCCUGUCUCUACACCAGACUCUCUCUGGGCUCUUUUGUCCUGGGAAAGAAAAGUAACUCAAAGUCAUUGGAUGAAGCAGUGUAUUUUUGACAUUUUGCGGUAAUGAAUUUGCAUAACCGUGGUGAGAGUUAUGGGAUUCAGUAAGUUAAUGACCACUAAGUCCCAGAGUUGGGGCGGCCUCUAGCUCACCCGGUAGAGUGUGCGCCCCAUGUAGGCUGAGUCCUUUGCAGUGGCCCGGGUUGGAAUCCAACCUGCGAUACUUAAAGGCCCUGGACACCCACACGUUUUUUUCGGUUAAUCUGGCUGAUUGGACCCCAUCCCAGGACUGUGUGGGUGUGUAUGGACUGAUUGAUUGACAUCUUCCUGAGCCUCCUGGUAGCUUUUUUGCACCUGUGAGGGCAGGACAAAUGACACCUUUAUUAUUCUCAUUGGUAGAUGAAAUUUGUGACGUAUCAAAUUCCCAUCGACGCUCCAGCCCACCUUCAACCUUAGCAGAGGUCUAAUCGGCCAGAACAACUGAAAUCACCUGUGUGGCUGUUCAGAGUUAUGGGGUGGCUGUGGCUCAGGUGGUAAGAGCGGUCGGAAGGUUGGUGGUUCGAUCCCUGGCCCUGCAGUCCUAUGUCGAAGUGUCCUUUGGCAAGACACUGAAUCCCGAAUUGCUACCGAUGCUGCGCCAUCGGAGUGUGAAUGUCUGUGAAUGUUUAUCUGAUUAACAGGUGGCACCUUGUACAGCAGCCUCAGCCACAGUGUAUGAAUGUGUGUGAAUGGUUCCUGUACUAUGUUAAAGCGCUUUGAUUAGUCGUUAAGACUAGAAAAGCGCUACAGUUCAUUCUGGGUCCAUUUCAAAAACGUACUAUUCUCAUUUAGAGACAUGCAGGAACUCUGCUAGUGCUUCAGACAGCUAUACUAACCUUCACUAAAACGUAUUAAACUUCACUUUAUAUUGUAUCCCUCUCAGUGUUUAGUUGUGGACAUUUUGGGCCUGCUUUAGGAGUCACUCAUGUAUAUUCAGUUGGGAAAACAGUGAAGCCAACUCUGGCCCCAGGGAAAUGGAAAGUUUUUCUUUUCAAGUGGCCCUGGUGAAUUUGUUCAGGACGUUCUCCUGUGGGUUUUUUUUUUU